AUGUCGACACGACGACCCCAAUUCCACCAGGAGAUUCUCAUCGACACCACGCCGCUCCCUAACGAUGUACCCGCCGUCAAGGAAAUUGGUUCCAGCUCUGCACCUCUAUUAUCAGCAUCCUUCUUCAUCGGCGCCCGAUGCCGCGACUACAACGAUGACUAUAUGCAGUGCAAGACGGAAAACCCUGGCCGCGGCGAGUUUGACUGUAUGAAAGAAGGACGUCGAGUUACUCGCUGUGCCCAGAGCGUCCUUUCUGAUAUAAACACGCACUGCUUGGCCGAGUUCCGCAAGCACUGGGAGUGCCUCGACGACCGAAACCAGCAGCUUUGGCAGUGCCGGCCUGCCGAGUGGAAGCUGAACAAGUGUGUCUUUGAGAACCUGAAAUUGGAAAAAAAGAUUCCCAACCAGCCCAAAAACGUCACCCCCGUCGAGCUGCGGCAAAAGCAGAUCUUUGCUGAUGUGCGAAUUGGGCCUGGCGACGGCAAGCCUUUUGUUGCAGCACAGUCCGAGACCAGGCAAUAG
Molecule: messenger RNA, 522 nt
Organism: Ustilaginoidea virens
Lineage: Eukaryota; Fungi; Ascomycota; Sordariomycetes; Hypocreales; Clavicipitaceae
Exons: 4
Coding region: 1-522 (173 amino acids)
Biological process (GO): mitochondrial electron transport, NADH to ubiquinone
Source: RefSeq, a predicted model, not a curated record